AUAUAUGGCGGACAAUGGCAGGGAACAAUGAGGUUGACAGGCAUCGUUACAGCAUAAAAAAGCCCUGAGAGUUCUCAAGCUUUACUGUAUGUCCCGGCAUGAGAGGAGUGUGUGAAAGUGUGUGUGCCAGUGUGUGGAUGCUGGACUUGGACUGUUUUCUCACUUGACUCUUGAUAAGCUACUAAGAUGAACCUGGCUCCAUCAUGUCACCUCUCACUGCUCCUUCUACUUGUUGUAACAGGUGUGUAUGGGAAUAGAAUCAUCGGGGGUGUAGAGGUAUACCCCUACUCCAUCAAGUAUCAAGCCUCCCUCCUGUUCAUGAACUACCACUUCUGUGGAGGCACCCUCAUCCACCCGCAGUGGGUGGUGUCUGCUGCCCACUGCUGGAGACCGGGUCACAUGAUUCAAGUGGUCCUGGGUGAGCACAGCAUCAUCGAGGUGGAGGGCUUUGAGCAGAGGUUCAAUGUCUCCUUAGUCGUCAGGCACUACCAAUACCAACACUGGACGUUUGACAACGAUAUCAUGCUGCUUAAGUUGGACCGUCCAGCUAUCAUCAACACCAGGGUCGAGCCGGCCUCCUUGCCAGACCCGGACUCACGCCCGUUGGCCGAACUCGCCCGGUGUACAGUCAGCGGCUGGGGUGUGACCUGGCUCAACAGCUACAGCCUGUCACCUGUACUGAGGUCUGUGGAUGUGGACAUCUUUUCCAACUGCUGGUACUACUACUACUUCAGGAUCACAGAGAACAUGAUCUGUGCCGGCUCUCUCUUUGGUGGGAAAGACUCCUGUCAGGGUGACUCAGGAGGACCUCUUGUUUGUAACGGGAAAUUUGAGGGCAUUGUAUCUUGGGGUAUCGGCUGUGCCUAUGCUUACUACCCUGGCGUCUACACCAAGGUCAGAAACUACCUCGGAUGGAUCAACUGGGUCACCCAGAACAACUAAUGAGACUCUUGAUAACAAGCUCACCUAAGACGACUGUGAUGAAGAUUUAAAUGGAUCCUAAUGGAACCAAAGGCCUUAAAGGGACAGUUCACCCCAAAAUCAAAAAUAUCCAUCCAAUAAUCCACAGACUUGUUAUGAGCAUUUUCAUGUAGGAACUACUGGUAGAAAGAAAAUAAAAUGAUAAAAUGAAACUGCUCACAACAAGUCUGUGGAUUAUCUCAAGUAACCGGGUCAUGAUUUCUGGAAACGCAGACAUCUGUACAACAGAUAUCUCCAAAGCUCGGCAACUCACACCAAAACAAUCUAGAUGGAUAAAUAGCACUACAGGUAAGAGGAAAAAUAUGUAUAUUUGAUUUUGGGGUGAACUGUCCCUUUAAUGUGUAUUUUUUGUUGUCUUUUAUACAGUACCUUUAUAUAAACAUUAAAUAUAUUUACUAAAAAGAAAUGAUCUGUAACACAGUUUAUACAUCCCAGAGAGAGAAGACUCAGGUUAUUAUAAAAACAUAAACCUAGUCUGACACUUUGUAUUUUAUGCUGUAGUUAUUACCUCCGCCAAGGAGGUUAUGUUUUCCGUGCUGUUUGUUUGUCUGUCAGCAGGAUUACGCAAAAACUACGGGCCCGAUUUUAAUGAAACUUGGUGGAAGGGUGUAGCAUGGGCCAAGGAAGAACCCAUUAGAUUUUCAUACCUGUCAACCCUCCCAUUUCCCCCCGGAUUCUUGUAUUUUACAUUUCUUUCUCGCUGUCCUCCGGUUUAAAUAUUUUCCCGUAAAUCUCCCGUAUUUUUAACCUUUCUGAAAAAUUAUUUUUAAAGAAACACCUACGAUAGGCAUUACCGCCGGGCCUAUUUGGUGUAAUUUGCUACAAUCCCCUCUGGUAAAGCAGGUGGCAGUAUCCUAAAUGUAGAACAUUACCUGUAACAUCUAGUGAGGAGUCAUUCAAUCAAACGGCACCCGCCAAUAAAACAAGUAGAGAAGACGACGAAGAAGAAGAAGGGCAGCGCGAAGAUCCAAGGAUGGAUGAGCGUGAGCGGGAUGGAGUAGGCUACCUGCCAAAAAAGCUAAAAGUUUGUGCAAGUAUCUCGCCCAAUGGGAGGAGGCUUACCUGUGAAGAGCAACGUCUGUCAAAGUCAUACCAGUAGCCUCUCUCAAAUUCACAAAUGAAGCAUAAUGUGUAAGUGAUGUGUACAUAUCCUCAUUCAAGUAAUACAUAAAUAAACUUCUAAGUGCUGAAUUUA
Messenger RNA from Siniperca chuatsi (mandarin fish), 2176 nucleotides. RefSeq names its product anionic trypsin-1-like. The record is from RefSeq and is a predicted model, not a curated record. Gene Ontology annotation, biological process: proteolysis. Bases 187 to 942 code for a protein of 251 amino acids. NCBI's taxonomy places the organism in Eukaryota, Metazoa, Chordata, Actinopteri, Centrarchiformes, Sinipercidae. Gene Ontology annotation, molecular function: serine-type endopeptidase activity. The transcript is spliced from 6 exons.